Messenger RNA from Salvia splendens (bonfire salvia), 1719 nucleotides. RefSeq names its product MLO-like protein 1. NCBI's taxonomy places the organism in Eukaryota, Viridiplantae, Streptophyta, Magnoliopsida, Lamiales, Lamiaceae. Gene Ontology annotation, biological process: defense response. Gene Ontology annotation, cellular component: membrane. The record is from RefSeq and is a predicted model, not a curated record. The transcript has 15 exons. Bases 78 to 1544 code for a protein of 488 amino acids.
CAGUCUCCCUGCUUGACUUACUGUAGAAUUUAUUAAGAAUUUAAAUGAAAGUAUCAGGAAAGAGGUGAUCAUUAAGAAUGGCCGGCGGGGGAGACGGAGAGAGUUUGAAGUAUACGCCGACGUGGGUGCUGGCGUUGGUGUGUACGGUCAUCGUCGCCAUCUCUUUGACUGCGGAAAGGCUCCUUCACUACACCGGCAAGUUCUUGGUGAGUAAAAAGCAAUGGCCCCUUUUCGAGGCGUUGCUCAAGAUUAAGGAAGAGUUGAUGUUGCUUGGAUUCAUAUCACUGCUGCUCACUGUUUUCCAAUCUAGAAUCAGCACAAUAUGCAUAGCACAACAUUUAACAUAUGACUGGCUACCUUGCAAGAAGGAAAAAGAUGAUCAAGAAGGCAAUGGUGGUGGCGGCCACCGACGCCUUCUUGCAGCACCAUCUGAUGCUCAAGGCCAUUGUCAAUUAGAGGGGAAGGCUCCAUUGUUGUCUCCACAGGCAUUGCAUGAUCUCCAUAUAUUCAUAUUUGUGCUAGCUGUGGUGCAUGUUGUAUUCUCUGCUCUAACAAUUCUCUUUGGAAGCUUACAGAUUCGGCAAUGGAAACAUUGGGAAGACGCUAUCCAGAAAAAGGAAGGCGAUCAAGAACAAGGGCAGCAACAGCAAGAAAAAGUAACACACAUCCACCAGCAUGAUUUCAUUAGGGGGAGGUUUCUUGGCAUUGGGAAAGACUUGGCUCUUUUGAGUUGGCUGCACUCCUUUUUCAAGCAAUUUUAUGGAUCUGUGAAUGAACUAGAUUACACCACUCUCCGCCGCGGCUUCAUCAAUAAUCAUUACAGAGAUAAUCCCACGUUCAACUUCUACAAGUACAUGCUCCGUGCCCUCGAAACUGAUUUCAAGAAAGUCGUCGGUAUAAGUUGGUAUUUAUGGAUUCUUGUGGUGCUUUUCUUGCUGCUCAAUGUUCAUGGAUGGCAUGCAUAUUUCUGGAUUGCAUUCUUGCCCUUGAUUCUUCUUCUUGCUGUGGGAGCAAAACUUGAGCACAUAAUCACUCAACUAGCAAGAGAAGUGGCUCAAAGGCAUGUAGCAAUACCUGGGGAGCUUGUGGUGAAGCCUUCUGAUCAUCAUUUCUGGUUCAACAAACCGCGUCUCGUCCUCAUCCUCAUCCACAUUAUUCUCUUCCAGAACUCCUUUGAGAUCGCAGUUUUCUUCUGGGUGUUGGUUUUGUAUGGCUUCGAUUCUUGCAUCAUGGGAGAAUUCGGCUACAUAAUCCCCCGGCUCAUAAUAGGGGUGCUGGUGCAGCUUCUUUGCAGUUAUAGUACCCUGCCACUGUAUGCCAUUGUUGCUCAGAUGGGAAGCUCAUUCAACAAGGCUAUAUUUGAAGAUCACAUACAAGCCAAGAUCACAGGCUGGGCAAACAAGGCAAAGAUAAACAGGAAAAAUGUAGACGGCGGUAAUAAAAAAACUCCCUCUCCGCCACCACCAGCCUUGGAGUCGACCAUAGAUCAAAGCACAGAAAUUGAAAUCCAAACUAUAAGUGUUCCAUCAAAUGGUCAGAACUGAGCAUUCCUUCACAAGGAAGGAUUUUAGAAUAUGGAGCUCUAAAAAGAAUGUGGUGAGGAAAAUUUUGUUUACAACAUCCACGGGCAAUGCAUAAGCUGGAUCUAUAGCUUUGAGUUCGGGAUAUUCAAGAAGCGAAAGACCUGAAUUCACCAAAAAACAAAUGGCCAAGUGUUGC